Molecule: messenger RNA, 597 nt
Organism: Penicillium subrubescens
Lineage: Eukaryota; Fungi; Ascomycota; Eurotiomycetes; Eurotiales; Aspergillaceae
Exons: 4
Biological process (GO): protein phosphorylation
Molecular function (GO): ATP binding; protein kinase activity
Source: RefSeq, a predicted model, not a curated record
AAUACAUUUGAAAAGAUUUACGAGUGCGACCUAGCCGGACAAGCGGUGGUUGUCGCAAAGAAAUCCAGGCCUAACCGGCUCUAUUUCCUUAGGACAUUCCCUGGGGACGACGAACUUGAUGAGCUUCUUCACAGACUCCUAUUCACUGAGCACGAAAAUAUUGCGUCAACAACAGAUUCCUUCGCUACUACUGAGGGUCUUUUUAUUAUAGGUGAUUUUAUGCCUCUGACCCUCGGGCAUAUUGUGGCUUGCCGUCACUACCCAGAUAAGGAACAGCUGAAUGCUAUAAUGACCCAGGUCGGCUCCCUGACCCUGGCCCUGGUCGAUAUUUUGAACGGCCUUUCCUACAUAGAAACCCAGGGCCUACAGCAUGCGUCUCUGGACUCCUCCGGGAUCUUGAUGGACACUAAUGGCUAUAUUAAGAUUGUGGGUAGUAUUAUGAUGGAGCUGUUACAAAAUUACACCAAGGACGAUGGCAUUGUUGGUAUUGACAAUAUGGAUCGUUGGCCCUCUGAUUCACCUCCUGUUACUUUCCUCUCCUCCACGACUUCUGCUAGCUUAUUGAAAUCUCUUAUGAAGCGCAAGGAGUACUUCUGA